Penicillium waksmanii is the source of this 1809-nucleotide messenger RNA. RefSeq names its product carboxylesterase/lipase family protein. The transcript has 5 exons. Lineage: Eukaryota; Fungi; Ascomycota; Eurotiomycetes; Eurotiales; Aspergillaceae. The coding region runs from base 1 to 1809 and encodes 602 amino acids. The record is from RefSeq and is a predicted model, not a curated record.
AUGAAGCUGCUUUUAUCAGCUCUUCUGCCAAUCCUGGCCGCAGCAGCCACAUCAAAGCCGACUGUAACGAUCGACGCCGGUACCCUUACAGGUGGACAAUGUCAAGAUGCAAGUGCAGUCUAUUAUAAGUCAAUUCCUUACGCCGAACCUCCACUUGGAGAGCUUCGUUUCGAGUCUCCCGUCGCCAAGAAACAAUUUUCGGGGGGAAAACUUGAUGCGACAUCCACGCCACCCGCUUGUAUCCAAUGGACAAGCGAAUUUAACGAAACUACAGCUGAGUCCGAAGAUUGCCUCUUCCUAGAUGUCUGGACUCCAUCCGAUGCCACCAAAGAUUCAAAACUCCCCGUCAGAGUCUGGAUCUACGGUGGGUCGAACACAAAUGGUGGAAUUUCCAACACUUUAUACGAUGGCUGCAACUCUGCGGAUCAAGGCGCAGUCCUCGUCUCCAUCAACUACAGACUUGGACCUCUGGGGUUCAUGGCACUUGAAAAGGCCGGAAUUUAUGGAAACCAGGGAAUCCAGGAUCUUGUUCUUGGAUUAGAGUGGGUACAGGAUAACAUUGCUGAGUUUGGCGGCGACCCGAACAAGGUGAACCUAUUCGGACAGUCGGCCGGUGCCGAGGACGCUUUCAUUAUUUCCUCUCUCCCGAAGGCCCCUCAACUCAUCAACAGUUUCAUCUCUGAAUCUGGAGGUGGCAAGAACCUCGUUACUAAAGCUACUUUGCAAACCACUGGUGCGAACUACGCUAGUAUCCUUGGAUGUGGCUCCAGCAAAUCUUGCCUUCAAGCCAAGUCUGCAAGCGAACUUCUUAAGGCCUACGCAAAGGAUGGUGAAUCUGGCUAUAUGAGCUACGGCAUUGGAGUCGAUGGUGCCAUUGGUGUUACUAGUGCUCACACUCAUACCUUCUAUCCUUACGUGGAUGGCAAGGUCAUUCCCCAAGAGCCUAUCAGCCGUGGUUCGCGAGUUCCCGCGAUCUUUGGAUUUAACCUAAAUGAAGGCGUCAUCUACGCCGGCUCGACGUGCGAGACGAACGAAACAGCUUGUACUGAGGCUGGGUAUGGGGAUUUCCUCAAGGCAAAUUACGGUCCUAUGGCUUCAACAGUUGAGAAGUACUACCCUCUGUCAAAGUUCGUGUCUUUGGGCGAUAAGGCCGUUCUUGGUGCCAUUUCCAAAGUCAUCACCGACUCUGAUUAUAUGUGCCCUGGAUUUCGUGGCGCUAUUGCGACUGCACGCAACAACGUUCCUACAUGGGCUUACGAGUUCAUUCACAACACCACCUGUGCUUGGAUGGAAACGGUUGCACAGGACGACGUCUCUGAGCUUGGUGCCACCCACACCGCGGAGAUUUCUUAUGUCUUCGGUAACAUGGCUUUUGACCUGUCGGGCAGAGAUUCUUGCAACUCUACCGCUGCAGAGUAUCAUCUUAGCAAUCAAAUGGUGAGUCUGUGGCAGGCAAUGGCAGAGAACGCCGCCCCUUCAACCGAUGCCAUCAAAUGGCCCCGCUUCCAGCCCUCCAAAAACGGCACUACCCCUGGCUUGUUCUUUGCCAACUCAAUCGGCCCUGGAACUAUUGAUUUCAGCGCCUGUCAGCUCUGGGAUAAGGUGAACACCGUGCUUUCGGCGACGACCAACUCUACGUCGUCGGAAAGUGCAUCUGGCACUGCAAAGGCCUCUAGCACUGCAAAUGCCUCUGGCACUGCGAAGGCCACCUCGUCUCCAACACAUCAGAUCGGCAGUGCUGGAACUAUUUUACCUGGAGGACUUCUGGCUCUGUCCGUUCUGUUGCUCCACAUGACUGUAUUUGUAUAG